Molecule: messenger RNA, 7081 nt
Organism: Amoebophrya sp. A25
Lineage: Eukaryota; Dinophyceae; Syndiniales; Amoebophryaceae
Source: the annotation of a GenBank genome assembly
AAGAACCUUCUAGACUUCAGUAGAUGGCCUCUACAAUCACAAAAGUUGCGUCGCAUCAGAGAGAGACUUUACCAACUGCAACUCGACGGAAGUGCUUUAAUAAUGAACCUGAACGUUUUUCUAUGGAGAUAUAAAUAUAUAAUAAGAUUGUGCUGCGUCUUCCGUAGUGAAUCAAUUAGUGGCCAAGAACAAGCAUCAUGUCAUCUUUUCCGAGGAGCUUGACCGGCGGGGUUCGUCGGUAUGCGGAGGAACCUGCUGCAGCAGCGCAGGCGGCUGUUCCACCGGAGGCGGCCUUCCCCUACUUCUCAUCGGCCGAACCCAUACCGCUUCACCGAGUCAAGGUACCAGGUCAGUGUAGGAUUAAUAAAAGACUAAGACAGCGUAGAAUCUCGUCCACCUUCUCGCGUGAAUCAUCUUUUUAGUGAUGGAGAACGCGCUGCUCCGGAUAGAGCGUAGUUUAUAGAACGGAUGUAGGAUGGACUUGGAUGGAUCGGAUGGACCCGCGUAAGUCUUCCGAUCCUACUUGAAAUGCAGGGAAGUCCAUCCGUUCCAUCCGAUCCAUCCGAUCCAUCCCAUCGUGGUGGAUCUGCCACCCCUAUAAAUUAUUCUAUUAUAAUUAUACUGAGCCUCCCAUAAGGUGCCGACAUUAACUUAAGUUGUGAAUCUCAACUUGAACAUCACCUUCACCAGAUGAACGGCGUUUCAUUUGAAUUUUGGAGCUAUGAGCAGCUAGAGCCGCUAGGGACGAACAUCUUGUGGAAACGCAUCCAGAUAUUGACAGAGGGCCUACAAAAUGCAGGCUUUGGUUCACAAUUAAGGCUAGAAGGAACUGCUGGUUUUUCUUUGAUUUUGAUAGAAAAUUUUUUCAAGUAUUGUGAAGGAUCGAGCAUCUAGAAUCUAGAUGCUGCACACUGACAGAGGAAGACGCUCGCCUGUGUCUUCUAAUGCACAACCAACCGCGAAGCCGCCACUCCGAAGAUUUGAUUCGGUUUAUUCUGGUCAAGCAGGUUCAUGUCUCCCUUGCGAGUAAGCAAAUUCCAGCAACAGCAUUGAAUAUAGCUAAAGCUCUACGGUCCUUUGGCGCACCAGAGCAAAUGGUGAAAGCAGAACUCGCGGUGCCAACUCAGAAUGUCCUUGCGGCCGCACCGUCAUCAUCCUCGUCGAGCACAGACAAAGCUAGAAGUCCGCGACAAUCACGGACCAGUGACUCCUAUGUCGAUGGUAGAAUAAUACAAUAAGAUUUAAUAUACAUAGGAAGGUGUUACUACUUCUACGUACUUGAGGAGGAAAGAUUCCCAUUCCGAUUCCCGUUCUUGUGGUGCCACGAAAAGCAAAAACCACGUAUUCACGUACUAGAACCAACUAACUUACUAGAUUACAUAAGAUGAAGGAAAAACAAGAAUCAUCCAACUAAAUAUGCAACUGCGCCUCUAUCUUCCUAUUUGAAAAGACUGCCCACUUGCACAGGUGCCUACGGUCUUGAUGUACAGGAGGUCGAGAAUAGGAAAUACGGUCAUUUCGAAGACACGCGAUAUCGGGACGGAUUCGCAAGAUGUCUUCACGGUGGUUCUAAGAAGCACGUGGAUCCUCCGCAUACCGAGGAUCCACCUGGCACAAUGUACAACUUCAGAUUCAGUUCUUGGACUAGUACAGCUACAGGAGCUUUCCGUUUUUAUACUAUCUAACUCCUGGCGGUAAUGAUAUCUUGAUCUAUCUUUCUGUUCUUCUGAAAAUAUGCUGCAGUUGCAUAAUAAAAUAAGAUUAACAGCGGUGCUAAUGAUAAUAUAUGAUUCAGGGCCGGACGGUGCGCCCCCUGUGGUCUACUGGUCUGUGGUGGCGCGCGCGCGCGCUUUUCCGCGCGGAUUUUUCGCGGAUUCCAGUGGUGGACGGCGUCAAAGCUUGGCGCGGGCCUCCCCUUGGGCCUCUCAGCGUGUUCCUGAGGGGCCUCCUGGCCUCUGCUGACCCUCGCAGGCGGGAGGCCUCCGGGGUACAGAGCAGCCGAAGGCGGCCACGGUCGCAAGAGCAAGCAAGCCGAUGACCAAGGGCCCGGAGGGUACAGGCUGCGCAGCUCCGGGGGUCCAGCCCCUCGCCUUUUGCCGCCUGCGGAGGCCUUCCGCUGCCGGCGCACUGCUGCGGCGGCGAAACCUAACGGAUGCACUCAGGGCACAGGCAGGCACCUGGGCGGGGGCGCAGGCGGUCCCUUGGGCCCCUUUUGAAGCCUCCUACCAUCAUCGGAGGCCCCUAGGGGACAGCCAGGCAGCUGGAAGGGAGCGGAGGGGGGAGGUCACUGGGCCCUCUUUUGAGGCCUUCCACCCCCGGCACCCGUCUUCAAAAGGGGCCCAGGGCGCACGGCGGGGGGGGGUACCGUCGCCCCGCGCCCUGGAACGUAUACAUAUAUUGAUAAUGCAUCGGGUAGAACAAGCUAAGUGUAAGAAUAAGUUUGUAUUCAUCUUCAUAGUAGAGGAGCAGGUAGUGGUAAAGGUAAUCUAUCUUCAUGCAUCCAGUUUAACGCUCGUCAUUACAUCUCACUAACUACUACCAGAUCUCCGCGAAGCCCGGCAGCGUUGGGAGGAGCAGGUAGGCCAUCACAAAGGGAAGCCUCACCAUCAAACAAGAAAGCGGAUCAGGCUCUCAGAUUACGGUCUCCAGAGAUAAAUGCAUCUUGUCUAGCCUUUUGGUUGUAGUACCUGAUACUACGAAUUAUAUGGAUGGUAAUAGAGUUAUCCCUCAGGAGCUGCAAACCCAUGCAUCUUGUCGUGAGGAAAAAUCAAAGAGGACGGGUUUAGAAUAGAGGAUGCUUUAACUAGCUUUAAAUCAUAGCGCAAGCCAUUUCAAUGGAUGCGUGCUCGAGAAAGACGCGCCAGAGAACCUUAUAGCCGCAGUAUUUUCACUCCUACAUUUUUUUUUGCUCCAAGUACAGCUUAUUUUUUAGUAAGAGGCGUAUUACUUAAGUACUUCAUCUCAUUACUUAUUUGCACAACCGGGAUUGGGUGAAUUAUAGGUCGUGUGCUCGUGAAAAUUUGAUAGAAUAUUUUGAUUACUACUACUGCACCUCCUCCUGUUCAUUUUCUGUGUUCAUCUUCUGGUAGUUUGUGGUCAAUCAAAAUUUUAGGAGUACGUUGUUCAACUAGUAAAUGGUUGUUUGUUUGUUUUGAUGCGCUCCGGGCGACGCGUACGAUCCCGCCGGAUUUCUUUGUGCUCUGUGUAUGUAGUGCUAUGGUCGUCAUUGCGAUCGACUAUGGUUUCAUGUCAGGUCGCCACAGUCCCCGCCAGCUGCGGCUUUUGUGGCAUGCCAGGCGCGGCGUGCUGCAGGCGGCGGCGACUGCGCGUAGGUAGCACCUGGCGGCGAGGCGCGUCCGGGUUUGGUUGACGUUCUUGCGGCCUGCGUGCACUGUUCUUCGCGUUCUCGUUUUGUCUUCGUUCUUUUUUGUCUUCGCGUGCUUCCUUUCUUGUCUCCUCCCUGCUCGUUCUUUGUUCGCCACCACCUAUCUCGGCCCCCGUCCUAUCGUAGCGGGCAGCGAUGGGUUUACCACAGCGGCCGCUACUCGUUUCCCCUUGUCUUCACUGGAGGUGUGGCGGCUGCGCUCGCAAGAACGCACCGCCGAAGCUGGUCGCUAAGUCGCGAAGGUAUGGGAUUAGCCGCUUCGGGUUCGACGCAGCCACCCCAACAUUCGCCAGAACUCCGUGGGCCUCUACUAGAGCCUGGAGCGCAGGGCACUCUAGUAGGUGCUGCGUGCUUGCCGCAAGGCCAGGGCAAAACGGGCAGCCAACGUCCUCCCCGGUGACUCCGCUCGCCAAACGUCCCAGCCUGAAGGCAUAGUAUCGCCGCUCGUCUUCCCGCGAGCACGUUACGCCUCGCAGGAGGUCCUUGCCGCAGCUGCCUGUGUCUGUUACGGUCUUGGCCGUCUUGCUCCCUGUGCGUGCUGCUCCGCUUAUCUGGCGCGACUUGGCUACGCGAAGUACCCUCGCGGCCUCCGUGCGGUACUGCCUGUGGCCGAUCGCCUGUCCCGUCUCGGCGGGGAAGUCCGAAGAGCUUGCUAUUCCGGCUAGCUGGUCAGCGAUCUCGUUGCCGAUGACGCCUGAGUGCCCGCGGGUAAAUCUCAGCUCUAGUCUGCCCGCUGGUCCGAGUCCUGUCAGGGCAGCACGAAGAGCCGAGUACAGGGCUGUGUCGUUGUCGUUCCUAAGUGCUGGGUUUAGGAUCGCGCGCAAGUUGGACUGGCUAUGGUAAAUGGUUCUCUUUAAGUCGCUCAUGGUUGUAUCACGUGUUGAUGACAGAUGGAAAAUUAUCAUUUUUCUUGUCUUCCAGCGAUUCCUGGAGACCGACCAAAAUCCGGGUUUUGGUGGGAAGACUACGUCCUACGAGCAGCGAAAGCGGUAUCAUGCGCCAAGGCCCAGCGCGGGUGUUGUAAUGGGGGAUAUGGUAAUAGGCGAUCGCGUGUCACAGAAGUCUCACCGAACCGGAGAGGAUAUGACCUGGGAUUCACCAUGGGACGAUCGCGUCGUUGGGCCUCACAAAAAGUACAUGUUCACCAAUAUAAUUUGUUUUUUUAUUGACCACGGACGUAGAGGUGCGGCAGUCGCAGCUGCGAGGAGGUUUGUGCCCUAUGGAGGCACCUUGAUUGAUUGACUCACUGAGCGGGAACACAGUCGUGCUCGCACAGUCCAGAGUUGGCCCUGGGUCUGUUUGUUCCUCCGUUAUCCAGCACCGCCGCUCGUUAGACGGCCGCAUAUUAUUGCAGAGUAGUUUAUAGCACGCAUGGCGCAUGGAGUGCAUGGAGCGCAGAGCUUUAAGGGGCGCAAGAAGCUCCCCCUUUAGCUCCAUGCUACUCCAUGUGAUCCAUGCACUCCAUGCCAUGCGAGCCGUGAAACCUUGCAAAUUGCUCUGUUAUUGAUUGACUCACUGAGGGCUCACCCUUCAUUAGCCCGAAACAGCGUAAGCAAAGCGGGCAGAGUCCAAAGACAGUCGCAGCCCAUUUCCGCUUGAGGUUCCUCGUAAUCGACCAUGUUGGGUGACUAGCCUCUGGCCUUUUGCUAUGGAUGAUCUUUUGUGGGCUAGGUCAGCGGGAGCGCAGUCGUGCUCGCACAGUCCAGAGUUGGCCCUGGGUCUGUUUGUUCCUCCGUUAUCCAGCGCCGCCGCUCGUUAGGCGGCCGCAUAUACUUAGUUGAUUGCCUCACUGAUAUUGACCAUGCUACAGAUGAUCAUGCUCAUGAUGGAGAGUGAUCGUCAGGGAAGAUUCAACUUGAGGCCGACGCACAUAGCGUCCUAUGUCUUUUAUAAUCGGCAGGUUCGUAGGCAAUUAGUGCACAGUAUUAUAAGGAGGUAACCGGACUCCACCUGCCGCCGGUUUGCGAACCGGAUAAAGCUGAGGCCGCUCCUUCAGUAGCGCCGGGAUACAAACAAAAAAAACUGGCCAAAAAGCGAAGCCCCCUGAAAUCUGAAAUUUAAAGCAAAUCAUCCCUGGACAAUAAGAUCAAGGAAGUCAACUCUUUUUGUUGAUCAUGGUCGUGAGGUUGCCUCCCUCUCUUUUCUCUGUCCGAUGGAUCUGAUGCAUUUUCGCAUAGUUAUUUCUGUUUCCCUUCACACUUGCAGGCGGUUGGGUGCCGAUGGCAGAGAGGAAAAAAAUUGGAUGAAGGACCACGCUGACUGUGUGGGGGUUUAUGAUAACGGAAAACACAAGAACGACACUAUGGUUGGCGCUGGACACGGCAGGAAGCACAUCGACGCCGUCUUCGGUGUAGGCGGUGGAACCGAGCGCGGAAGUCUUGCCACAAAUUUCAAAUCAAUGAGGCGAUAGGGUUAAGGGGUCAGUUGAGCUCGUGAUUCCUCCUAAAGAACACGAUGGAAUAUCCAACCACAUUCAUAGUUUCUUUCAUCUACAUGACUGAGAAUGUUGUCCUAGCUAGGACCCUAAACGCCAUGUUGUACUUGUAAUGUCAAGGAGUAUCAUCACAUGAUGAUCAUUGUUGAUGUUCAUUCAACGCAACUAUAUUCACAACUAUAAAUAAAUGCUAUUGAAGAUGUGAUUGCAUGCGAUAAUGAUAUCACCGCAUGAGUACCCGUCGCACUUACAGGCUAUUGAAUAGAGAUCACACCCACAAGACUACUACAACUACGAAGUAAUCAAAUUCCUGCGUGCGCGGCAUCUUUUCCGGCAAUUUUGGAAAACAUCAAACACUGGCUAUUAGUACCCGAUGAUGAUGUUAGAGUUAGUCGAUUCGGAUUGGGCCUACGACUUCCCGGAAUUAGUACCUAAGGUAGAGAGUUGACACAUAGGGUGAAGAUAAAAAACCGGCGCAGACAAUAGAACUACACACAACACGCUCAACAUUUUUACCAUACAAACCGAGUGCGAGUCAACAGCCGCACCCGCGUCAACAAGCCUAACCAUAAUUGUCGAUGAAGAUGAUUUGAGUGCAAGCGACCGCAACCCCCGUAGUUGGACUUGAAGCAGCUUGCUUCUGACCACGAAGAUGAAGAAUCUACCAUCAAUUACGAUUACUUCCAAGUGGGCAAAGGACGCCGCGAGAAGAACACUGACGAUUCUUGAAGAUGUUCAUACGGUUAGACGAACCCCCACUUCGGUUUCAAGAUAUAUUAGCAUACUUGAGGAUAUGGAUUGACAUGAAGAUAGAUAGAAUAGAUUUUGUUGAUUGAAGAUGUACGCUGUCGUGUUCAUCUGUGGUGAUCGAAGCCGCUGUUCCUGCUCAUGUGAUGAGGGACUCGAUCUCGCGCCCGAGGCGAGCAUUUUGUCAAAUGACGUGAGUUGGGCUUAGAAUCUAGCGCUACGUCACCAGAGGCCACAUCAAAGAUGAACGAAGACUACCAGUACUAUGCCUAUGGCCAAAUGGAAGAAGCCGCAAGGACAAUGGUGUCAAGGGAGUGUCAAGCAGGUCCCGAAUGAAUUUCAUGGUUGUUGAUGACAAAUGAGAGAGAGGAUAUUUCCCUUAAAGCCAGCUACCUGAACCAUGGGUCUCAUCAAAGAAGGCAGACGAGUGUUACGUGAUCGCUUGAGUGUUGAGCAAGUGAAGAGGCUUAGAUUGCUUGUGCUUGAGCAGUACGGGUAUAAUAGCGUAAUUAUAC